CCUCAGGAGCAAGUCACUUAUUGGCCUGAAGAUGAGCGUCGUCACUGCCCAGCCUUGAUUGAACGCGGCUCUGGCAGCCACGGUUCUGAUGGCAGCUCCGGUGAAGGUGGGUCUGUUGGAGGUCUUACUUCGCCGAUUUUGACCGCCUCAUUUGAGCUAGAUCCACAGACAGGUUUUCCUAUGUCGGAAAUGGCGCGGAUUCAGUUGCCCGUGACCGAUGCAGCCCUGCGUAAAAUUUAUCCGGUGACCGGUUCGGUUUAUCUUACGGAAAGUGAUUUUGAUCCUAUGCUUUUCCUUCUCAAAUUUUACAAGGAUGUGAGCCCCAGCGAAUUGCAGACUACCCUAAUGAACUUUCGGCUUAGCCUGAAGGCCGGCGGAGGAAACACACCUAUGGACGUGAUAAAAAAGCACCUUAUGCUUAUUUUUCUUUGUCUCCAAGGCAUGGAAGGUGAGGGCUGUCUGGUAGUUAGCGCAUUGUCGUCUGCGCUUUUUUAUGACUCGCUAGCGUCUGUUUUGGCUUUUGAAGGAUAUCACUUAAUUGGCUCCCAUUCCACAUCGGCAUAA
This is a messenger RNA of Protopolystoma xenopodis, 564 nucleotides long. The record is from the annotation of a GenBank genome assembly. NCBI's taxonomy places the organism in Eukaryota, Metazoa, Platyhelminthes, Monogenea, Polystomatidea, Polystomatidae.